GUUCAGUCAUCGGUUGGUGCUGCGGUGGUGCUGUGGUGCUGUCUGUAGCCAAAAAAGAAGAAAAAAAGAAAUACAAAAACACGCCGCGUACGAGUUGAAAUACUACAAACUUGCUUGCUUUAUUAUUUUGUUGCUAUUUUUUUUUUCUGUUGUUGUUCGUUUUCGUUGAUAUAUUUUUUUUUUGGAUUCAUAUUUGAUACUCGUUGUCGACGCAGUCGCGUGUUAUUUUCUGUGUGUGUUGUUCUCGUUGUUGCUGUUUGUUUGAUUCGGUUUUGAUUUUGAUUUUGAUUUUGCGCCGUAGAUCGGCUUGGUAAACAAAGCAAACAAGCGAGCAAUGCGACGGUGACAGCCAUAAACAGCUUCUAGACAAAACGCUUGAAUAACAACCACAAUUACAACUACAAAACUAAAUUCAUAUACAAACAAGCGCAAUUACACAUAUCAAUUGUGUGUGUAUAUUGUGAGCAAUAAGAAAUUAUAUAUACCGAGAGCAAAAGGUUUGGAGCAGUUUGUGUUGUCGCAGUGGAGAUGGAGCUCUAUACGUCGGACAGCUCGGACACGGAUUCGCGAGAGCAGAAAACAAUCGAUUUCGGACGCAUGAACUUGGAUCUGGCGACACUCGAGGAUCAUUUGAGUUCGCCGCACAAGGCGCUGGCCAAAUCGAGCGGCGACAUCGAGACGCUGCUAUUGAAUCACAAUCGUUUGGUCGGUUUGCCGCGCAUGCUGCAACAGUUUGUCAACAUCAAGAUACUCGAUCUGAGCUCAAAUGCCAUUACCCAGCUGCCCGAUGCCAUUUGCCAGCUGCCUCUGGUCACGCUGAUUGUGAAGAACAAUCUGUUGACGAAUGCCUCGUUGCCCAAAUCGCUGUUGAGCAAAUUGAGCGGCAGCAGCCAUGGCACCUCGACGCUGAAGGAGCUCAAUUUGAGUGGCAAUCAAUUGACGCAUUUUCCAGAACAGGUCACCGAACUGCGACAGCUCAAGUAUUUGUAUUUGGGCGGCAACAAGAUCUCCAGCAUCUCCAAGGACAUUUGGAAGAUGCAAAGUCUGCACGUACUUUCGUUGGGCGGCAACCUGAUCAAUGAGGUGCCCGAGACGGUUGGAUCGUUGAGUCAGCUGCAAGCGCUGGUGCUCUGCGAUAAUCUGAUCGAGCAUCUGCCGACGAGCAUUGCACGCCUGAAGAAUUUGAAGUCGCUGCUGCUGCAUAAGAAUAGACUGAAGCACUUGCCCAAGGACAUUGUGGCCUUGAAGAACCUAACCGAGCUGAGCUUGCGUGACAAUCCAUUGGUGGUGCGUUUCGUGCAGGACAUGGCCCUGAAGCCACCGACGCUAUUGGAGCUAGCCGGACGCAUUGUUCGCGCCAGUGGCCAACAACCGGGACCCGCCGAUGUGCCGCGCACAUUGGUUGAGUACCUGAAUAGUGCCAACUGUUGUGUCAAUCCCAAUUGCAAGGGCGUCUUCUUUGACAAUCGUGUGGAGCACAUCAAGUUCGUCGACUUCUGUGGCAAGUAUCGGGUGCCGUUGUUGCAGUACCUCUGCUCCUCCAAAUGCAUUGAACCCGAGCGUCCGGCACGCGCCACGACGAGCAGCAAUGCGAAUGCCAGCAGCGGCUUCAUGAUGCGCAAGGUACUGCUCGGCUAAAGUUGCCCAGACCAGGGCACAUCUGGGUUUCCCCGGGACCGAAACAACCGUUCGACGCUGCGUCGCUGCCCCAUCGGGACAUCCUUCCCUCCCUCUUCCUUGGCCCGAUUCGGUGCGGAUCCCCCAUUGGCGGCUGCAUAUGGUCCCAACACCACCACCACAACAACAACAACAACAACUUCCCAAAAACAACUGCUGUGGCAGCUAUACCCACAUUGGCUUUAUUAUCACAAUUUUACCAAAAAGAAAACUUUCAACUUGCCAAUUUGCCAAAUGCAUAUUUUGUCCAUUGUUUUUAUUUUUGUUAUGUUUUUGUAUAUAAACCCAAUAUGAAAAAUAUAUAUGUAACGCAAAAUAUAUAUGUAUAUAUAUAUUAUAUAGAUCGAAUCUAUAUAUGUGUAUAUAUACGUGUGUGUGUGUGUGUGUGUGCUCAUAGAUGAACUGCAAACAGAUAGCUUAAUUUGAUUGGACUAGCCAUUGAAAAAUAGUCGAUAAUAGUGGAAUUUCCCCCCAGUGCGUGGUGGUUGACAACAAUCACUAUUAAAAAUACUAAUGAAUGGAAUGAACCGGGAGAAACCUCGAACUUUGUCAAAGAUAAGUUAAGAACCGAUAGAGAAAUUUGCAUAAAAAAUUAGCGGACAGACGCAACAGAAAUACAUUUCCUUUUAAGGAGUAAUCGAAUAAUUGUUCGAGCUUGUUCAACAAGGUAAGCGAGUUGCUCCAUCUAAACUUAAAAUGCGACUAUUACUUAAUAAACACAAAUAAUUAUCGUUAUCAGCAAAUGGACUCUCGCACAACUCACGCGACAUAAACCUUAUAAACUUAAAUACACGCAGAUACUGAGCCCCGAAUAAGACUAAAUCAAGUAAUUUAUUCAUAUAGAUAGUUUAUUUUUCCAUUCUGAGAAACAUUCAUAGCUAUUCGUAAUUUGCCCAAUAUUGUUUGCAAAGAAUGAUAUAUAAUUUAAGAGCUACAAACAUGGAUACAAAUAUAAAUUAUCAAAAGACGGUAAAUUUGAAAUUAGAAAAAAUAUACUUCAAAUUUGAUUGAAAUGAAAUGAUUGAUAUUCGUUGCCUCUUCGUAAUCGAGAAUUAAUCAAAAUUUGAAUGCCAACGGAACCGAUAAAAGCUCCUUAUAACUUACAGUUAAAUAAAUGUAAUGUGGAUUGUAGAUUGUGUGGAUUGUAU
This is a messenger RNA of Drosophila sulfurigaster albostrigata, 2825 nucleotides long. Its product is annotated as leucine-rich repeat-containing protein 58. The coding region runs from base 529 to 1638 and encodes 369 amino acids. Gene Ontology annotation, molecular function: protein binding. The record is from RefSeq and is a predicted model, not a curated record. The transcript has 3 exons. Lineage: Eukaryota; Metazoa; Arthropoda; Insecta; Diptera; Drosophilidae.